Messenger RNA from Notodromas monacha, 5160 nucleotides. The record is from the annotation of a GenBank genome assembly. NCBI's taxonomy places the organism in Eukaryota, Metazoa, Arthropoda, Ostracoda, Podocopida, Cyprididae.
UUGAUUGAAUGUUCGUUGAGCUAAUGCGUGACGUCGUUGAUUUGAUUUGCAGGUGAGAACAACCCGUUUCAGUACUUGGAAUACAGAAGUCUGAACAUAGAUGAGCAAGUGGUGUCGCGUAUUAUGUGGCUCAUCGAUGACCCGAAACACUUCCAUAAAGAUGUUACAGAAGUGUGCUUCAAGUACUUCCACGGUGAAGACGGAAUAGUGACGGCGACAUCCCCGGUGGUUCAGGUUCACAAUCCGUUUGCGAGUGUUGCUUCGUCGGCGUCGCCGAAGUCGCGGGACUCGCCGCCGAUCGUGGGCAGCGGAGACGCUUCUGAGGCGCCGAGCGUCGACACGGCGUCGCAAUCCGGAUCCGGACGACAGUCGGUGGAGAACGGGCUGGAUUCGCUGUCGGACUCGGACUGCGUCGUGCCUGUCAUCGUUGGCUCGACAGCUGCGUCAAAGGGACCCGCGGGACGCAUGAAGGAUGGCGACUUCGCGUGGAUAACCAUCACGGAACUGCAAGCCGGUGGUCUGCGCAAGGGCGUGCUGUUUAGUCCGUACCCGUACGUGAAGUUCAGCGUGAAAUCGAAGCCAGAAGACGGACCCUCGACGCUGCCGCAUCACGGGCAAGCAAAGCGGUCGUCCGUGAUUAAUAACACUACAAAUCCGGAUUGGACUGGCCAGGAAUUCACAUUUUUGAUGGGAUCCGCGGACGUGCUUGAAGUUGAAGUCAAGGAUAAGACGACGAAGCCGAAAACUCUCCUAAAUCGUAUAUUGGGGAAAACCACGAUUCCUGUGCGAUCGAUUCAUGAAAAGGCUUCCAAAAUACUGAAUGACUCCUCCAUCUUCUACAGCAACAAGCCAACGGAGUUCGAGUUUCCGCUCACUUCAUCGUCAUCAAGCGACAACGUCACCGGGAAACUGCGUUUCAUGGUUCAAGUUACUAAGAGUCUUUCAGGCUGGUCCAACGCCAGCUGUCCGUCGUCGUCUUCGUUAUCAGAGCUAAGCGCUGCACGAUUUUCGUCUGGCUCUUCUGAAUCUUCCGCUUGUGGCUCAAACCCUACGUCUCCCGGCGGCUUAAUUCUAACCCCAGCUUUGCUCCAGACUCAAGUUUCUACCGUGGAAUCGGAUGAAACACGAUUGAGGAAUCGUGCGGAUUCCAAUGAAGAUCCUCUUGGUGCACCACCGGCUCCUGAACGACCUAGUUCUGCAUCAAAAUUACAGUCAGCCAAUCUAGUCAGUCCUGUGGGCAGUCCAAUCUUAUUCAGACGCCAGACGAGUUGGAGGGAGAAAUCCAAUAGUGCUGGACAGAACGACGCCAUCUCCGUCUCUCGCAACAAGGACGACCUGAGCGUUCUUCGUUUGGGAACCUCGCCUGUCGUUGGGUGUGAUCUUAUCUCCAGUGACGUACCUCAGUCCGAAGCCAGUCCGCCGAAGCUAUUGGAACCCCGUGAUGCAGCAGCACCGAUGGAAACCCCGGGCAUUCGUCUUCGUCCGGUGCGCGGCGAAGGUGCAUCGCCGGCCAAGCAUCGGCCGGAGUCCGACUACAUGCCGCUCUGGGAAAAUUCCAGCGGACAGGCAUGCCUCGUGCCCCAAAAGUUGGAAGCCAUGAAUGUCGUUCGAGAAGAGAGUGGGUGUGACGAGGAUUCGCCGCCUCCGUUGCCGCCACGAUCCGCGAAGCCGCCGCCGGUGACCAGUGGCGGCCAGUCCCAAACGCGAGUGCACAAACCUCUGGAGCGGUUGAUGGCUGUGCCGUUUUCUUCAGGACCUGGCUCAACUCCGACGAAGAAAACCAACCGACCGCCUCCGCCGAUUCCGAAUGUUGGUCUAAAACCAAAGCUUCCAACACCGACCAAUACAGACGCACCUGAAAGUUUCCCGGAUCCACCGGGAGUUGCGCCGCCUUUGCCAAAGAAAUCCGCGCAUGUCCGAAAUGCCAUUCUGCCUGCUCCAUCGGUGUCCUCUUCCGAAGAAUGUCAACAUCUGGAAGAUCUUUUUGCUUUCCGUAUCAUUGAUUCUGAUGAGGGAUCAACUGGAACGAUUGGACCGCCGGCUUAUGAAAAUCAAGUCCAGGGAAAUUCGCCAGUGAUGGAAACGUUGUUGCCGGGUACCGUGGGUGCUCCACUGGCGUCUCCCGAGUCCGAUUCCAGUGGUACCGUGGAAUCGAUGCUCAAAGACUUCGAAACAUUUCUCCACGCAAGAAUCAGUGAUGUGGGGCAGCAUCCAAGAUCGAGGAACUCGUGCGACAGUGGCAAUGCUUCGAGUGAUAAUCUUUGUAGCUCCUUACCGCCGAGAAAUGCGCAGUCGUCCAAUGCUAAUGCUCCAAUCUCCGUCACACCCGAAUGUUCUCGCACACCAAGUCCGCAUUCCGAUCGGCUUUUUUCGUCUGCAACUCCAGCUUCGAAUACACUGACGAUGCCGGCGAGGAGUAAUAACCCGUUGACCCCGUCGCCUACCUCAGAAAGUGGACAUUCCGACAGCCAGGAAAGCGGUUUAUCUGGAUGUCGCACGGAUUUUUCCGCCACGAGCGAAAGCAGUGGGGAAGACUUGCUUCCAAAGCCUCUUCCUCCGCCGCCGCCGAACCAAGCGUUGCCGCCCCCGCCUCCUCCGUUAGCUGCCCCGGUUUGUCCUCCUACACCGACGCAUCGACCAAAGAUUUCUCACGCGAAAGCAGCCCGGAACGUGCACGUUUUCGUUGAGCGCGAAGAAGAUAUUAGUCCGCCGCCGAGACCGGUUCAACAGCAUCCAGCUUUUCCAACAGUUCCGACGACGGCAUCGACGACCCGAUUGCCUUUGCAGCCGAGGAUGAGACUUCCUGAACCCGAAAUCAAAGACGAACCUCUACCUGACCAUUUUGAAGCUCGUGUGGACAGUCACGGUCGCGUGUACUACAUCGAUCAUGUGAAUCGGACCACUACAUGGGUACGUCCCACUUGGAACAAUUCACGGAAAUCUCGCUUACAGGUCGACGACGAACGGCGACAGUUGGACAGAAGGUACCAGAGCAUUCGGAGGACGAUGACUUCAAGGAUGGAUGAAGAGGAUUCGUCAUCGUCAUCCUCGAACAGCGGCGGAAUGUUGAUUCUUACUUCAAAUUUGAUUAAUACCUCCUCGUCUGAUGGCGGUGUCCCCGCUGCAUCGAUGCAGUCUGGCCGAGGUCAGCGUCGAUCGGAGAUAGCCAUGAGUGCGCUACUUUCAUCACCAGGCCUGAGAUUUCUUACGCGACCUGAUUUCUCAUCUGUUCUUCUGGCAAAUCCAGAUGCUCGAGAAAUAUACAUGUCGAGUGCGUCGUUGAAGCAUAUGGUUUCCCGAGUGCGACAGGAUUCAUCAUAUUUCCAACGCUAUCAUAACAUGCGUGAAAUGUUCACGUUCAUUAAUAUGUUCGCUGAAACGUCCAAGGCUCUUCCGGUCGGCUGGGAAGAGAAGAUGGAUGAAGUGCACAACCAAAGAUUUUUUGUGGAUCACACCAACAAAACUACAACAUUCAUUGAUCCCAGGCUUCCCCUGGAGGGAAUCGACGUUCGACCCGUACUACGGCGAAGAAGCCGCAGUUCAGGAGACGAAGAUCGCAACCCUCCAGCGCCUCCCCCACGACCUCCGAUGCCGUGUCCGGGUGCAGCUUCUAAUGGAAAUGCGAGCAAUUUGCCGGUGCCCACUGCUUAUUCGGAUCAAAUCGUCGCAUUCCUGCGGCAGCCGAAUGUGAUGGAUGUGUUGGCGGCGCGUUAUGCCCCGCUCACUGUUCCUCCCCCGAAUCCCCUCUGGGACGAAAUCAUUGAAAUCCGUAGCAAAGGACCCGUCGCUCUCGAAAAAUACCAAAAUGACAUAAAUCUGAAUAUCAUGCUCAGUUUGUUUGAAGAGGAGAUCAUGUCGUUCAUACCCUCACCGUCGUCGUCGGCAGCGCUAACUGUUGGAAGAGCCGGCAGUGAUGUCGGUCAGUCGACAACUUCACCGAAUGUCAGCAACGUUACGCCAGCAUCUGCGCGGGGUUCUGCGACACCUUAUAAGCGUCAUUUCGAAGCGAAAUUGCGAGAAUUUCAUCGGAAACUGGAGUCGAAAGGAUACGGCCAAGGACCGGGGAAGUUGAAGCUACAAGUCCGACGUAACCAUUUACUCGAAGAUGCAUAUUCGAAAAUUAUGACCACUUCGAAGAAGGAUCUUCAGAAGAAUCGGCUUUGCGUUAACUUCAUCGGGGAAGAAGGGUUGGACUACGGAGGACCAUCUCGAGAGUUCUUCUUCUUAUUAUCACGAGAGUUAUUCAAUCCAUAUUACGGACUCUUUGAGUACUCUGCGAAUGACACUUACACAGUGCAAAUAUCUCCCCUGUCUGCAUUUAUCGAUGAGCAUCGCAAUUGGUAUCGAUUCUGUGGGCGGGUUUUAGGUCUUGCCCUGAUCCAUCAAUAUUUACUCUACGCUUUUUUCACUCGUCCAUUUUACAAGCUACUGUUGAGGCUGAGCAUGAAUCUGAGCGACUUGGAAUCUCUGGACAGCGAAUUCCAUAAAUCUGUCCUUUGGAUAGCUGAAAACGACGUGGAAGACAUGGACUUCACUUUCUCUGUUUGCGAGGAAGUUUUUCCGGGAAAUGUUGUUGAGAAGGAGCUGAAACCGGGUGGGAAGAAGAUCGCAGUUACUCCAAAAAACAAGCUUGAAUACAUAGAGAAGCUGGUCAACUGGCGGAUCGAACGUGGAACCGUGGAGCAAGCGAAGAAUUUGCUGGAUGGAUUUUACGAUGUGAUAGAGCCUAGGCUGGUCAGUUGUUUUGACGCCCAGGAGUUGGAGCUAGUCAUUGCUGGAACGCUGGAAAUCGACUUGCAAGAUUGGAGCCGGAAUUCUGAAUACAGGUCCGGUUACCACGAAGACCAUCAAGUGAUAAAAUGGUUCUGGGCUGUUGUGGAGAGCUGGGAUAACGAGCGCCGGCUACGACUAUUGCAGUUUGUUACUGGAACGACCAGCGUUCCCUACGAGGGUUUCUCAGCGUUGCGUGGGUCGACUGGUCCCCGUCGGUUCUGUAUCGAAAAAUGGGGCAAGCCUAUCUCACUUCCCAGUUUUUUGGAUAAUUCCAGAGCGCACACUUGUUUUAACCGACUCGAUCUGCCGCCAUAUACCUCUAUUGAGAUGCUCCGUGAGAAGCUCUUGUUGGCGAUAGAAGAAACAAACACGUUGAGCAUCGAAUGA